GGUGAAAUUGUAAGUGGUCUGCAGACUAUGGAAGGUGUGCAGGAAAACUAUGGAAGUGUAAAUAAAGGUCAAUUAAGAGCAGUGGGCAUUCAGUCAACUGCGGAUGAAAGACAAACGGGCUCUCUGACUGAACGCAAGAAACUAAAAGCAUAUAUACCUCCUAAAAAUACAUGUAUUUUUGAUGGUCGUUUGAUCAAACUUGUACAAGCAGACAUUGAUGACUUGAGUAAGAACAACACCAUUCCUAUUGGGCAAGGUUCAUUUGGAAAAGUUUUUAAAAGUGAGAAUCCUUCGGAGGGUUUUGGAAUGCAUAUCGUUGUUAAAAAGAUACCUUUAAUAGGAGAAGGACAAAACCAAUCAAUAACUAGAGAAAUGAUGGCAUCCAGAAUAAUGCAUCCUUUUAUUCUUCCAUUGUUGGCUGUUGUUGAUCGUCCAGAAGGGAAACCAGAAGUAUGGUUUGUUUCUCCACAAGGCAACAAAGGGGACCUUCAUGGUGUCAUUCAACGCAGCAGUGAAGAUCUCAACAUGAAGAAAAGAACAAAAAUUUUACUUCAUAUAGCAUUAGCAAUCCAGUACAUUCAUACCAAAGUAUCAAAAGUCAGGGAAGCUGUUCUACAUAAAGAUAUAGCAUCUAGGAAUAUUGUACUAGAUGACAAUUAUAAUGCUAGACUUAUUGACUUUGGACUGGCAAGGGAAACAAGCGAUAAAACAUCCAAGGCUAGUGGAAGAGACUGUUAUGCUCAUCCUGAAAUUGGAAAAGGGUUCCAUGCCAAAGAGGCAUGGGAUUAUUUUGCCUUUGGAGUCAUCAUGAGAGAAUUAUUGACCAGUCUAGGACCUGAUGGUGUUAGUAACAGAUAUUUGAAAUAUAUGACAGAAGAUGAAAUUCGAAAAUAUGCUUAUGUAAAGAUAUGGAAGCCAAAUCCAAGUGAAGAAGUUGAAAAGUUGGUUCAAAUUUCAAGCAGUCUUUUACAACAAAAUAAUUGGACAGUUUCAGAUUUCAAAGAAAAUGUUGUAGAAGAGUUACAAGACAUCUGGACAUACUUUGGUGAAACAGAGAUCCUACAACUUUCAAAUGAUAGGUGUCAUGUAUGCAUGAUUAACCCUAUAGCACAAGAAACAUCUAUGAAACAACAACAUUCCUGUAAUUGUACACAACAUAUCAAAGCAUGCAUAGCAUGUGAAAAGAACAGUUUUCUAAAUCCAAUAACAUGUUACUGUGGUACAGAAUUGACACCUGUGAUAGGAAGUAGAUGGGGUGCUUUGCUUGUCGCAGGAACAGAUACAGAAAAGAAAGAAAAUACUAAAGUAAUGGCCGGGGACAUAAAAGAGAUAGAGAAGCUGAUAACAUCGAAAGCUCCACGAAUAAUUGGAAUCAGUAAAGAGGAUAUUCGCACUGUAGCACCUGAUGUAACCAACAAUGCCAGCAUAAAAAGAAAAACAUGUAGGGAAAUGGAAGAAGAAAACCUUGGUGACAAUGUCGAAUCCAAAAGACAACCAGAUAGAGAAACAGGAGAGAAUCUUUGGCCUAAAGUCAAAGCUCACAUUGAAUAUUUCAGCAAGAGAAGGGACCUUGACACAUUGUUUAUUUAUUUUUCAUGUCAUGGUGGAAACACUGAAAAUAGUUUUCAUCUUGGGUCAGAAACAGAUAGUGUUUCAUUGCUUGAUUUUCAGAAUGAGUUAGCCCGAUUGGAAAAUAUUGAAAAACUGGUUUUAGUUUUGGAUCAAUGCUUUCCACCAAAAGUACAGUUUAAGAACAGUGAGAGGAAAUUUAUACAGAUAAAUGCAUGCGAAACUAGUGCGAGGGCAUCUAUGACAAAUAUUAGUACCUUUACGAAAUGGUUUAUUACAGGAUUGAAAGCAAGGGCAGAAAAAUCAGCAUGUCCCGACAACUGUAGGCCUUGCCGGGAAUACUGGCAAAUGACCACAGAUUUUAUAACAUAUUCAAAUUUACAUAAGUAUCUGUCUGAUCAUUUAAAGGAGGCCAAUGAAAAAUGUCCCCAAAUAUAUAUCAACCGUAUCGAUAUAAACAGCAACUUUGCAUUUCACACAGACGAAGAAGUACUUAUUGAUUUUACAGAUGGCAAAAACGAUUUACGGCUCCCUAUUGGCUAUUUACAGGACAUUACGAACUUGAAAGAACAGUUGGUUAAAGCUUUUGGCAAAAACGUAGAAGUAGACACUGUGCACAUUGAAAAACAGACAUACAGAAAGGAUAAAGAAUUUGAAAAGUGCGACACCCUUGAAAAAGUGAUGCAAGCUUGGGUUCUUAGGCAAAAAUUGAGAGUAACAUUCAAAACUGAAUAAUUUAAAAUAUAUCUCUUGACACUAUAUGUAUAACCAUAAAAUGUAGAAUUGUAUGUUCUUACACACUGUCUCCAAUCAUAUGUAAUAUAUAAAACGUCAUCUUCUAGACAUAUUUACAUAUAGAGACGAUCUAACAUAUACAUACCUAUACUUUUGAAAUUAGUGGACAUAAUCCGAUGCCUCUAUCUAGUUUAUGGAAUGAAUCGUAAUUUGUUAAUUUGAUUAUCAACCUGUGUAAAGAGAAGCGCACUGUAUGAGAAACACGGCUUAGUUCAAGAUAUGCUAGCUCUGUAGCUCAUCUGUGAGUAUUUUUUUAUACCCCCACAAACGAAGUUUAGGGGGGGUAUAUAGGAGUCAGCUUGUCGGUUGGUCGGUCGGUCCGUCGGUCGGUCCACAUCAUGGUUUCCAGACGAUAACUAGAGUUUGGAGUGAGGUAUUGUAAUCAAACUUGGUAUAUAGCAACCUUAUGUGGAAACCCCGGUUGGUAUUGCAUUUGGACCCCCUGGGGCCAAGGUCAAGGUCACCGUUACUAAAAAUAGAAAAAUUGUUUCCGGACAAUAACUAAAGUUAGGAAUGAGAUAUUGUAAUCAAACUUGGUAUAUAGCAAGCUGAUAUGAAGACCCCGGUUGGUAUUGCAUCUGGACCCCCUGGGGCCAAGGUCAAGGUCACCGUUACUAAAAAUAGAAAAAUGGUUUCCGGACAAUAACUAAAGUUAGGAAUGAGAUAUUGUAAUCAAACUUGGUAUAUAGAAAGCUGAUAUGAAGACCCCGGUUGGUAUUGCAUCUUGACCCCCUUGGGCCAAGGUCAAGGUCACCGUUACUAAAAAUAGAAAAAUGGUUUCCGGACAAUAACUAAAGUUAGGAAUGAGAUAUUGUAAUCAAACUUGGUAUAUAGAAAGCUUAUAUGAAGACCCCGGUUGGUAUUGCAUCUGGACCCCCUGGGGCCAAGGUCAAGGUCACCGUUACUAAAAAUAGAAAAAUGGUUUCCGGACAAUAACUAAAGUUAGGAAUGAAA
Molecule: messenger RNA, 3318 nt
Organism: Ruditapes philippinarum (Manila clam)
Lineage: Eukaryota; Metazoa; Mollusca; Bivalvia; Venerida; Veneridae
Exons: 12
Coding region: 28-2304 (758 amino acids)
Biological process (GO): protein phosphorylation
Cellular component (GO): plasma membrane
Molecular function (GO): protein kinase activity; ATP binding
Source: RefSeq, a predicted model, not a curated record